Periophthalmus magnuspinnatus is the source of this 3226-nucleotide messenger RNA. It is a transcript of the gene paics, whose product is annotated as phosphoribosylaminoimidazole carboxylase, phosphoribosylaminoimidazole succinocarboxamide synthetase. The transcript has 15 exons. Gene Ontology annotation, molecular function: phosphoribosylaminoimidazolesuccinocarboxamide synthase activity. Lineage: Eukaryota; Metazoa; Chordata; Actinopteri; Gobiiformes; Gobiidae. The record is from RefSeq and is a predicted model, not a curated record. Bases 67 to 3111 code for a protein of 1014 amino acids. Gene Ontology annotation, biological process: 'de novo' IMP biosynthetic process.
CCAGACGGGGGAUGGUGCAAAAGACAGAAAAGCAAAGCAAGCGUUUCAUUUGAGGUCAGCUCAGACAUGGAGAAGAGAGCACAGAAACAAAGAGGAGGUGAGAGUGUCCCGGUGGAGAGCGCGGUGCAGUGGGCAGAGGCUGAGGUGCUGGCCCUGAUGAAAGUGUGGAGCGAAUUAGGGCCCCGAGAGGAGAGCAGAGCCACAUACGAGCUGCUCUCAGACGCUCUGAGGAGGCUCAGGGUGCUGCGCAGCUGGAGGGAGUGCCAGGCCCAGUGCAGGAGUCUAGGACUGCACUGCACCAACACCAAAGAGGAGGACCCAGGGCUAGACUACAACCCAGAGAGGCACAGGAUGGGCCCCACAGCAGUGAAGGAGGACUGGGAAGACGAGCACGGAGGGGGCAACACCAGAGGAAUGUUCCAGUCACCAAUGCAGGAAGGAAUGAAGGUUAUUGUCCAUCGUGCACUGUCCUACAAUGCUGGCACCGCUGAAGAAGGUGGUCGUCACUGGUCGGAUGAUGAGGUGAGAGCGCUCCUGUGUGUUUGGGCAGACAAGAACAUCCGGGAGCGCCUAAAAUGUACACUACGCAACAAGACCAUCUUCCAGGAGAUGUCCCGUCUGAUGGAGAAAAACUUUGGGAUCGUACGCAAUUGGAAGCAGUGCCGCACCAAAUACAAGAACCUGAAGUAUGACUACAAAACUGUGAAGACAACUCUUGAUGCAGGUGGCAGCAGCAGUGUAGCGGGACCCAACAAGUACAUGAAGUUUUUUGAGGAAGUGGAGGCCAUAAUGCUGGAUCAUGGGCUAGAGAGGGGGUCCCUGGACAUGCAGAAGAGAGUGUUUGAUGGAGAAAUGGCAACAUUAAAUACAACAGGCCCUGAAAAUGAGACGGUCAUUGAAAUAGAUGAUGAUGACAACAGCGAUGAGUAUGAUGGUGAUGGAGAAGUGGACACUGGAAACUGGAAAGGAACAGAUGCAUCAAGCUCUGACCAAAUCCAGGUGGUGACCAUUUCAGACACGGGUCGUAACUGGAGUGACCAGGAAGUGAGAGCUCUCAUUCAGGUUUGGUCUGAUGAGCGCGUUCGAACACAACUGGAAAGCUCCACCAGAAAGAGGGACAUUUUUAUCCAAAUCUCAAACUUACUGAUGCAGCAGGGCAUUGAGCGUGACUGGAAACAAUGCCAUACAAAGUACAAGAACCUCAAGUACCUGUACAGGUCCCUACAGAGGAGCAGGACAGAGAAGUCAGACCCAAGACACCUAAUGCGUUUCUAUGAGGAGUUAGACGCCAUUAUGAAUCGUCCCAAAAAUAACAAUAUCAGCAGCUCACCACAAGAUACUACGUCGCACAUGGACUAUAACCUGGACACUGCACAGAUCCCCACAUUGGACAAUGAUGACCACACAGAUGCAUAUUUACCAGAUGUUAAUAAUGUCACAUCUAUUGCAGCGCAAACAGGAAGCACCUCUGAAUCUGGGCUCUCCAUGAGCUUUGAACUUACACCCAACACUCAAGAGGAGGGGACACACACAAACAGAGAAAACUGCAAGGAUAAACAAACUAAUCACACUGUGCAAUUGGAGAAAAGACCAGAAAGAAUAAAUGUCCCUUCAACAAACCGCGGACAAAAAAGGAAAGCAGAGGAGCAAGCGCCCACAGCCCAAUCCAUAACAGGAAAACGUAUUAACACAGGAGUCAGCACUGUCCAGAGGGUGGAUUCUUGCAAAGAAGAGCAAGUGCACUUUCCCAUUAUAAAAAUCAAUUCAGUUCAUUCAAUGGCUUCUUCUGAUACAUCCCAAGACACCCAGGAUCUCGGACUCUUUCAGACGACAAUGGCAUCCACACUAGAGAUAAAAGUUGGCCAAAAGUUGAACGAAGGCAAGACGAAGCAGAUCUUUGAGCUCGUGGAUCAGCCCGGGCAGGUCCUGGUCCAGUCCAAGGACCAAAUCACGGCUGGGAAUGCUGUGAGGAAGGAUCAGAUGGAGGGGAAGGCUGCCAUCGCCAAUAAAACCACGAGCUGCGUGUUUAAGCUGCUGCAGGAAUCUGGUGUUAAAACGGCCUUUGUAAAACAGCACUCGGACACAGCUUUCAUUGCAGCCCAUUGUGAAAUGAUUCCUAUUGAGUGGGUCUGUCGUCGUAUAGCAACAGGUUCUUUCCUCAAAAGAAAUCCAGGAGUCAAGGAGGGUUACCGCUUUUCUCCUCUCAAGAUGGAGAUGUUCUUCAAGGACGAUGCCAACAAUGAUCCCCAGUGGUCAGAGGAGCAGAUUCUUGCAGCCAACUUCAACCUGGCAGGACUCUCGAUCGGCAAAUGUGAGGUGGAUAUUAUGAGUCGCAGCACUGUGGCCAUUUUUGAGAUUCUGGAGAGAGCCUGGGCCACUCAGGACUGCACUCUGGUCGAUAUGAAGAUUGAGUUUGGUGUGAAUGUAAAAACUCAAGAGAUUGUCCUGGCUGAUGUGAUUGACAAUGAUUCCUGGAGGUUGUGGCCGUCCGGUGAUCGAAGCCAACAAAAGGACAAGCAGGUAUAUCGAGAUCUUAAAGAGGUCACACCUGAAGCAAUGCAAAUGGUGAAGAGAAACUUUGAGUGGGUUGCAGAGAGAGUGCAGCUUCUGCACGAGUCCCAAACUAAUGGCCGAGUAGUUGUUUUGAUGGGCUCCACCUCGGACAUGGCUCACUGUGAAAAGAUCAAAAAGGCCUGCACUUCCUAUGGCAUUCCCUGUAUUUUGAGAGUGACCUCUGCACAUAAGGGCCCAGAUGAGACGCUUCGCAUUAAGGCUGAAUAUGAAGGUGAUGGCGUGCCCACUGUGUUUGUGGCUGUAGCGGGUAGAAGUAACGGUCUUGGUCCAGUCAUGUCCGGAAACACAGUUUACCCAGUGAUCAACUGUCCUCCUCUCACUCCAGACUGGGGAGCGCAAGAUGUGUGGUCGUCUCUCCGCAUGCCAAGUGGUCUUGGCUGCUCCACCAUCCUUUCUCCUGAUGCUUCAGCCCAGUUUGCUGCACAGAUCUUCGGAUUGACCAAUCACCUGGUGUGGUGCAAACUCAGGGCAUCCAUGCUCAACACCUGGGUCUCUCUAAAGCUGGCUGACAAAAAACUCCAAGCCUGUAGUAUCUGAGUGUUAUAAGCUCUAUUUCCUCUUUUCACUGUCUUUAGUUACUUUUGCCAACUAACUACUUAUUUUUUCCAUACUUUUUAAUUGUUGCAUUACAUUAAAACAAUAGAUCUCUUAG